AAAGGGGAUACGCAUACUCCAUUUCGAAACUACUAGCUUACAUCCUCAUCCCCAAAAGGUUGCUGGUUCAACGCGGCAAACGAAGAAGAAGGAAAAAAAAGAACAAGGAAAGAAAAAUGACAGACAUCAUCCCGUGCAAAAAAGCCUCGCACUUGCCCAAAGGACAAAGCAGUCCACACGAGUCCACAAAUGCUUCAAUAGCCUGAACAAGCCCAAUCAAAAGGCCACUGAUAGCUUCCCACCAUCCAACCCGCCUUAGACAAUCCAGACUAUCCUCGCCACAGAGACCCUUUUGUAGAACAUGCAACAACCAUAAAACGUAUCCAGGCCGUUAGUCAUGCCCCUGGUGCUUUUUUUCUCCUGAUAUCAUGUUUCUUGUCCCCAUCUCUGCUAGCCUACCAUCGCGCGCCUUUUCUUUUGCCCUGCUACAACCUGCGCCUCUUCUUGUCGCCAGCAAGUCCAAAAAGCCAGAGUCGUCAAAAGGUCGCAUCGUCCGCCACGGAGCGUCGACCGCAGUCUCCCUUUGCAUCGCGCGCAACGGUACUCGAAUUACAAAGAAUGAAGGACAGGACUGUGUACAAAUCGUCAAAGGCCGUCGGAAAGCCAAAGAGUGGGUAACGAAAUCGAGAUCGAGUAUAUGUUUCGCGUCGUGAGGCAUCGGACUCGGGGGAGGGGGGUACCACUGCCAUCAUCUAACG
This is a messenger RNA of Bipolaris maydis ATCC 48331, 698 nucleotides long. The record is from RefSeq and is a predicted model, not a curated record. Lineage: Eukaryota; Fungi; Ascomycota; Dothideomycetes; Pleosporales; Pleosporaceae.